Molecule: messenger RNA, 2999 nt
Organism: Pseudo-nitzschia multistriata
Lineage: Eukaryota; Bacillariophyta; Bacillariophyceae; Bacillariales; Bacillariaceae
Source: the annotation of a GenBank genome assembly
ACCAGCAGCAGCGACAAGCACCCACCGCUUUUCAAAGACGCGAGGAAGCGGUCGAUCACCGAAACGACACGACACGACACGACACGACACAACACGACACGACACGACACGACACAACACCAAAACCCCCCUUCCAACGAAAGACUCCCCGCGAUGAAGCACGGACGCUGCCUCCCCCUCGGCGUCGCCGCGGCGCUCCUCUCCGCGGCCACCACGGUUUCGGUCCUGCGUUUGCUUGCCCCAACGGCCGCCUUUGUUCCCUCCCCGGGCCUGCCCUUCUCGCCCCCCCCCUCUUCUCGCACGAGGGUCCCCGUCGCCUCGGGGCAGGACGAAGAAGUCUCCGCCCGGGAGGCCCUGGAGCGGACCCGCAAGCAGCUGGAGGCGAUGCAGGCGGCCCGGAAGCGCGAGCCGAAGGGCGGACCCGGGGGCCCGGACCCCCGCAUCGAGAAACAAACCAGGGAGUACCUCUCCUUCCCGGCCAACGCCCUCAAACAGGAACUCAAGGCCAACGGCCUCCCGACGAAGGGCCGCAAGCCCGACCUGGCCCGCCGGCUCGCGGAGUUCGAGUACCUCCGGGACCACCCCGACGAGGUCCUCGGGGACGAGGACGAGGCGGCCGCGGAUCGAGGCGAGGCCUCCCAGCGGCCGACCAAGUACCUGGAACCCAGGGGAAGCGAGGCUUCGGGCGUCCUGGAAACCUUUUGCGGCAUGGGGCUGUCGGAAGCGGCCGGGGCAGCCCUCGGGAGGGCCGGCUUUGACACCCCCACCCCCAUCCAGCGAAAGAGCCUCCGGGCCCUCUCCAAGGGGAACUCGGCGGUCCUCCACGCGGAAACCGGCAGCGGAAAGACCCUCGCCUACCUCCUCCCCAUCACCGAGGCCAUGUGGAGGGACCAGGAGGAAGACGAGAGCGGAAGCGGCGACGACGAGGACCUCUGGUACGGGAUCGUCCUGACCCCGACCCGCGAGCUCGCAGCGCAGGUUGCCGGUGUCGCCUCGGUGCUGGCCCCCCCCGGAUCCGUCCGGCUGGUCUCGAGGCCGACGAACCUCCUGUCGGAGGGCCGCUACUGGAAGGAACGCCGCGGGACCCGCGUCGACGACCCGGGCUUUCUCUCGAGCGAGACCGAGCUGCGGGGGAGGGGUUCCCCGCCCCGACUCUUUGUCGGAUCCGCAAAGGCCAUUAUGGGAUCCCUCUACGGGGACGGGAAAAUGCCGGCCUCCCCCACCCGCAAGCCGGCCGCCAAGGAACUCCUCUCGCGGACCCGCUGGAUCGUCAUGGACGAGGUCGAUCGGCUGCUCAGCGUCAAAUCCAAGAAGGGCCUCUCCGCGGCCCAGCGCCAGCAGGUGGCCCGGAAAAACGCCUUUCAGUACGGGGAGACCGCCUCCGGGAAGAAAAGGCCCUCCAAGAACACCGGGCCCCUCCACGAAAAACCCGCCGCGGUCCUGGCCUCGGCGAUCGCCCGCAGGACCUUCGGCCGGGCCCAGGUGAUCUCCGCCAGCGCCACCGUCGGCCGGGGACUGAAGCGGGAGCUCUCCCGGGUUCUCGGCCUCCCUCCCAAGGAAUACCCCAGGGUCAUCCGCGGGGACCGGUGGGACAGCCGCUACGAAAUCGACGAGGACGGCUACGACAUCGACGACGACGACAACGACAACGACAAGGCCCCCCACAAGGCCGGGCAGGGCCACGUCGACCGGGCCGUUACGAUCCCUUCGUCCGUCUCCAACUAUCUCCUGCCGGUCGAAGCAUCGACGGUGGGAAAACUCCUGACCAGCGCCUGCUUUGCCAUCAAGAACCUGAACGACUCGGGGAACAAACCGCAGAAGAUCCUGGUGGUCCUGACCAAGAACUGCGGGGUCACCACCGCCAACGCGAUCGGUGCGCUCAAGCACCUCCGGUGCCAACCGGAACCCCGGUCGCUCCUGGACGUCCUCCAGAACGCCGACGGGAACGACCAGCUGAUGGACGUCCACCGGAGGGUGUCGGGGAGCGACGGCGUCGGGGAAGAAUCCUCGUACUUUUCCCGGGACCGAGACGACGGCAACGACGACGACGACGACGAAACCUCCUCCUCCCCACAAGGGGGCGAGGGAUACGUCAUGGUCACGGGCGAGGACACGGUUCGGGGGAUGCACCUGGCGGGCCUCGACACGGUGGUCGUCGUCGGCAUGGCCAGCGGGCCCGACGAAUACAUCCACAUCGCGGGCCGGACCGGACGGGCCGGGAAAAACGGCAGGGUGAUCAACGUUCUGAGCGAGGCCCACACCAGGGCCAUCAAGGGAUGGGAAAAAAUGCUGAGCGUGGGCUUUGAGACGGUGUCGAUGGAGGACACGGGGGACCUGGAAUAAUGCCGGGAAAGGAAGACCUUCGAACGACCGAGAGGGGCCUUGCCGCGAUGGAGCGGAGUGGAACGCAACGCAACGCAACGCAACCCAACCGAAUCAAAAACCGCUGCAAACGCAGGAGCAACCGUGACGGAACGGGAAGGAAUCCGUCCGAGACUGCAUCCACAAUCCGAGAGAGUGCACGAAGCAGGAAACCAACCAACCCGCGAAAAUUUUUUCAUGAAACGUAGUAGCAAAACAAAACAAAACAAAACGAGCGAGGGAAUUCGUCGAACAGUAUAUUCCUCGAUUGUUGGUAGUUGUCGAAAUUCAAUGUUCGAAGCGAACAUGAGGCCUUUUCAAUGUUAUUCUCGAAAGUUACCAACUCUUCUUUCGCAAGUCCACGACUGCAAAGACCUCGAUUCGUCGUGCCAACUUCCAUGUCCGGCACGAUACCAUUUAGGCUAGUGUCACGUAACUCUCAACCAAUUUCUAAUAUCUUUGUUAUUGUGGUACUCAUUUGUCGUUUUUGGCAUCAUCAUACAAAACAGACCACAAAAAAGUUCGUCAAAGGAUCCUACCGUAGAAUGGAGGUGCCAUUACCAGAACCAUCACGGUACCAACUCUCGAUUGCAAUGUAGAACGACUCAAUGGCGGGCUUAUAAAGAUUUGGCGCGUAG